AUGUCAUUCCCCAAACUGAGCACUCCAAAGAAAGGUGAUCAGAGAGAGGGCAAGAGUAAAGGAAAGAAAUCAAACAAAGGGAAGCGUAAGGCAGAAGAUAGCUCAGAUGAGGACACAUAUACAGGAAAUAGAAAAUCCAAGGACAAGAAACGGCGCAGGAUCAAAAGAAUGGCGUACAGUGAUGAAGACGACAUUGGGACAGACAAAGAGGACGUCCCAGACCCUGGCGGGUAUCUCAAGCGUCGUAAGAUCAGGAAGGUUCAGGGUCAGAAGAAGCUUGCAGACGAGACAAUGGCUGCUCAGAAGGCAGAGGAAUCUCGGAGAAAACGUAUUGAGGAGAGGCAGAAAGAGUACAACGCUUACAUACAGGUGGAAGGGCGGAGGAGGAAGGGGACAUUCCAGAGGGCACUGAGCGGAGCAGGCCAUUGACACGUCUAGCACCAACGAUAAGAUUCUUGGGUCGCCCCGCAAGGUUCUGGUGACGACCAAGUGCGUCCUGGAGAUGGACGAGAACAAGAAGCCACUCAUAGAGGUGGAUAGGACCCUCAUUAGGAAACUGAAGCCCCACCAGGUGGAAGCUGUGCGGUUCAUGUACAACUGCUGUGUGGAAAGAUUGGUUAUACUGAAGAAGGAAGAGGGAGCAGGCUGUAUCCUGC
Messenger RNA from Dreissena polymorpha, 656 nucleotides. RefSeq names its product transcriptional regulator ATRX homolog. Bases 1 to 429 code for a protein of 142 amino acids. Lineage: Eukaryota; Metazoa; Mollusca; Bivalvia; Myida; Dreissenidae. The record is from RefSeq and is a predicted model, not a curated record. The transcript is spliced from 5 exons.